Molecule: messenger RNA, 2202 nt
Organism: Symbiodinium pilosum
Lineage: Eukaryota; Dinophyceae; Suessiales; Symbiodiniaceae
Source: the annotation of a GenBank genome assembly
AUGUCAGAGAGAGUGCAGGUCGUCACACGGCACAUCUUAGCGCCCAUCGCUGUUGCAGGCAGUGAGAUACCAGCGUACGAGCCGGGCGAGCACUUCGGCGUUUUCCCCGACUAUGAGCACAAGUGGCCAUAUCCCGACGUGGGAAUAAUGUCGGCACAAGAAACCCCGUCGACGUUGUUUACGUCUUUUCUGGAGCAAGCUGCGAAGAACUUCCCCCAGGUUCCUGCAUUAGCUUCCGAGAAGCCAGUGCCUGCUCCCAUCCGUCCCGGCGAAGCUCCCGCAUUGCCCUGGGAGGCAUGGGCGAAAUGGACGUGGAAAGAUUACUACGAAGAUGCAUGCCGUUUGGCAAAGGCAUUCAUUCAGUUGGGCGUGGAACAAUUUGGCAGUGUAACAAUUUUUGGUUUCAACGCCCCGGAAUGGAUGGUCAGCGCGUUGGCGGCCAUGCUUUGUGGCGGCAAAUACGUGGGAAUCUACUCCACAGACACGCCAGAACAGGUGCAAUACAAGGUUGACCAUUCAAACGCAGCAGUCAUGGUCGUGGAUGGGCAAAUGGAGUUUGAAGCCACAGCCAAACACAUAGAGGAGCUGCCAGAGCUGCGCGCCAUCGUAUGCUGGGGCAUACCGGCGCCAGCUCAGCUGACAAGGAAGGAUGGCAGCGUGUGCAGAGUCAUGACCUUCAAGGACUGCCUGGAUUUUGGAUCAACCCAGGGCUCGGACGAAAGCCUCGCCACGCGUAAGCAGGCAACCAGGCCUGGACAUGCCAUGGGCAUCAUCUACACCUCCGGCACUACGGGUAACCCGAAAGCGGUGAUGGUGCACCACGAUGCGGCAAUUGCCAUCACCUCCAUGUCAGCGCAAGACCAGACAGGUGCCUUGAAAGCAUAUCCAGCGCGGAUUCUGUCGUACCUGCCUCUCUCACACGUGGCCGGCUCGAUGAUGGACAUGUGGAUGCCCAUCUGCAUGGCUGGAAAGCGAAAUCUGCAGAGCACAAUUUAUUUUGCACGACCCUACGAUCUGAAAGAGAUGACGCUGGCGGCCCGCAUCCAGUUUGUGCGGCCCACGGUGUUCCUCGGUGUCCCACGCGUCUACGAGAAGAUGCAGAGCAGGAUGAUGGCCGUCGCAUCGACAAUCACAGGUGUCAAGAAGUCCAUCGCCACUUGGGCAAAGGGCAAGGGCUUGGAAUACUGCCGAAAUCAACAGGCUGGCGGUUCAAGGGCUAAGCCGCUCUUUCACUCCAUUGCAGACAAAGUUAUUCUCUCCAAAGCUCGCGAUGCACUUGGUUUGGAUCAGUGCAAAGUCUUCAUUGUAGGUGCUGCCCCGAUCUCAGCCGACACACUCGAGUACUUCGGCCAGCUCGGCAUGAUGAUCCAGAAUGUUUAUGGCAUGAGCGAGUCAUCCGGGCUGACCACACUCUGCAUGCCAUCAUGGAAUGCCUUUGGCACAGUGGGUCAGGCACUACCUGGCAUCGAAGUCAAGUGUUUCAAGACUGGGCCAAGCGGAGAGAACGUGGAGGUCCCUCGAUGUCAGCCUGGUGCCAAAGUCGUGCCGGAAGACUGCCAGGGUGAGAUCUGCUUCCGCGGCCGGCACAUCAUGAGUGGCUAUAUGGCUAACCCCAGGUUUGGUGAAGCUCACAUCAAGGAGAUACGGGAAAAGAACGCAAGCACCAUCGACAAGGAUGGAUGGCUGCACAGCGGCGACAAGGGCUGUAUGGACAGCAACGGCGUUGUGCGCAUCACCGGUCGUUACAAGGAGCUCAUCAUUGGAGCAGGCGGCGAGAACAUCGCACCCGUGCCAGUUGAGGACAAGGUGAAGCAGAUGGCACCAGCCCUCUCAAACGUCAUGAUGGUUGGCGACAACCGACGCUUCAACAUUGCUUUGGUGACGCUGCUGGCGGAGGGCGCCACAGGCGAACUCCCAGGAGGUGACAGCCUCACCGGAGCAGCGCUUGAGGUGAACCCAGCUGUGAAGACCAUCUCUGAAGCGGUGAAGGACCCUGUGUGGCAGAAGUACAUUCAGGAUGCUAUUGACGCAGCCAACUCUGAUACGACUGUUUGCCAAAACAACAACUGGAAGAUACAGAAGUUCGCCAUCGCUCCCCGAGAUUUUUCGGUGGAGACAGGAGAAUUCACGCCGACAAUGAAGCUUAAGCGGUCUGUGACUGAGGAGAUGUGGAAAGACCUGAUUGACCCGCUCUACAGCUGA